AUGGAUUACGCCCGCCAACUCUUUGACAAAAUGCCCGAGCGCAACAUCAUAACAUGGACUGCUAUGAUCGCAGCUUAUGCAAGGCAGAAACAGUCCGAGGAGGUAUUUUCUCUGUUUGAUCAAAUGCAGGGAGCAGGAAUUCAACCUGAUCAGCAUACUUUUGCAAGCGUGCUUAUGGCUUGUGCCAAUAAAGCGGCAUUAGAGCGCGGGAGAGACAUCCAUAGGGAGAUAGUUGCAAGGGGUUUCAAGACUGAUGUAUUUGUAGGGAGUGCCCUGGUUGAUAUGUAUGUGAAAUGUGGUAGCUUAGAGGAAGCACGUGAGAUUUUUGACAGUAUGCCCGUGUUGGAUGCAGUAGCAUGGGGUGUCAUGAUUGGAGGUUAUAUGCAGAAUGGGUUUUUUGAAGAAGCUCUGGGACUUUAUGAACAAAUGCAAUUGGUAGACACCAAGGCUAACACAUUUAUCUUCACCAGAGUUCUACAUUCCUGCGCCAUCUUGAAGAUGUUGGAACUGGGCAAGAAAAUCCAUGAAGAUGUUACUAGAGGUGGAUUUGAAUCAGAUGUCUUUGUAGGGAACUCGCUUGUUGACAUGUAUUGCAAAUGUGGUAGCAUCGAGGAUGCACGCAAUGUAUUUGACAAAAUGCCCGAGCGCAAUGUUAUUACCUACACUUCAAUGAUUUCAGGCUUUAUACAGUGUGGACGGAUGUGGGAGGCUGUUAAGCUCUUUGAGGAAACACCAGAUUCUAAUGUCAUGUCAUGGACUGCCAUGAUUUCAGGGUAUUUACAGAAUGGGUUUGUGGAUGAAGCUCUGAAACUCUUUCAGAAAAUGCCUGAAAGAGAUGUUAUUUCUUGGAGUGCAAUGAUUGUUGGACAUGCACAGAAUGGGCGUUUUCAUGAGUCUCUCGAGUUGUUUCAGAAAAUGCACACGUCUGGUGUGAAGGCAAAUCCUGAAACUUUUGCUGGCGUUCUUCCAGCUUGUACCAAUUUGACAGCUCUUCCUAUGGGCAUGGAGCUUCAUAAUCUCAUAGUUAAGCUCGGUUUACAAUCUGAUUUGUUUGUAGGAAAUGCUCUUCUAGAUAUGUAUGUUAAAUUAGGGAUAAUAGAAGACGCCUACAAAGUGUUUAUUGAAAUGUCAUGGCAGGAUGUUGUCUCAUGGAAUGUAAUGAUUGCAGGCUAUGCACACAGCGGGCAAUUUGAAAAGGCCUUAAAAAGUUUUCAACAUAUGCAAUUAAACAUUAUAGAGCCGAACUCAAACACUUUUGCCAGUGUUCUUCCAGCUUGUGGAAAUCUAGCAUCGCUCCUCUGGGGUGAGGAGGUCCAUAAGCAUAUAAUUAGAACUGGAUUUCAAUCUGAUGUAUAUGUUGGGAGUGCUCUUGUAGACAUGUAUGCCAAGUGUGGGAGAAUAGACAAGGCCCGCAAGAUGUUUGACAAAAUGCCUAAUCGUGACAUAGUUGUAUGGAAUGUGAUGCUUGCAGGGUAUGCCUUGCAUGGGUAUGGCAAUGACGCCCUCCAGCUUUUUGAACAUAUGGAGUGCCAUGGUGAGAGACCAGAUGAUCUCACCUUUCUUGGUAUUCUGACUGCGUGCUGCCAUGGAGGCUUUGUGGAUGAUGGUAGGAAAUAUUUUGACCGCAUGACUCGGUAUUACCAAAUAGAGCCUGCAUUGAAGCACUACGGGUGCUUGGUUGAUCUCCUUGGACGUGCUGGGCACCUGAAUGAGGCUCGAGAUUUGAUCAACAAAAUGCCGAUGAAACCUGACGUUGCUGUUUGGGGAUCUCUGCUUGGUGCUUGUGGAAUCCAUAUCAACAUAGAGGUUGGAGAAUAUGCAGCAGAACAUCUACUAGAGUUAGAUCCUACAAAUGGUUCACAUUAUGUGGCAUUAUCUAAUAUGUAUGCAGCAGCUGGUAGGUGGGAUGAUGUGAAAAGGAUAAGGAAAAUGAUGAAGGAUAGAAAUGUACUAAGAGUGCCAGGGUCUAGUUGGAUAGAGAUUAAUAAUCAGGUACAUGCUUUCCUCACAGGAGAUAAAUGA
Molecule: messenger RNA, 2022 nt
Organism: Cryptomeria japonica (Japanese cedar)
Lineage: Eukaryota; Viridiplantae; Streptophyta; Pinopsida; Cupressales; Cupressaceae
Product: pentatricopeptide repeat-containing protein At4g39530
Exons: 1
Coding region: 1-2022 (673 amino acids)
Biological process (GO): RNA modification
Molecular function (GO): protein binding; RNA binding
Source: RefSeq, a predicted model, not a curated record